This is a messenger RNA of Sander lucioperca (pikeperch), 2388 nucleotides long. RefSeq names its product protein kinase C and casein kinase substrate in neurons protein 1-like. The transcript has 11 exons. The record is from RefSeq and is a predicted model, not a curated record. Gene Ontology annotation, biological process: regulation of endocytosis; cytoskeleton organization; neuron projection morphogenesis. Bases 406 to 1728 code for a protein of 440 amino acids. NCBI's taxonomy places the organism in Eukaryota, Metazoa, Chordata, Actinopteri, Perciformes, Percidae. Gene Ontology annotation, molecular function: protein binding; phospholipid binding. Gene Ontology annotation, cellular component: endosome; cytoplasm; plasma membrane.
UCCGGUUUCCAAGUUGCAUUGGCUCACUCGUUUCCCUGCAGCUUAUUUGUGUCGUCCAUUGAAAGGAAAUCGCUGGGCCAUCCCCCCGACGCGCGCCUGUGCUGUGGAGCUCCCCCUUGCUGCGUGCAUCGUGAUCUAGUGGAUGCAGAGUCUUGCGGAGAGAACGCAGGGUCACCUUCUGUCACUGCAAGGGGAAAUACUGAAUAAAUUGCAGCAUAGGCUAUUGGGUAGUGGUGCACCUCAGCAGCAUCAGCAGCAUCUCUGGUGAUCUCCUGCAGGGGACCAACAGCUCUCUCUCAGGUUUAUGGAAACCUGACCUCCCAUUGGUGGAGAAGUGCAUGAGGAACCCAGCUCUGCUACAGAGGACAGGUUUAGUCAUCAGAGUGCUUUACCACAUCCAGGAAAAUGUCUGGCUCCUACGAUGAAUGUGCAGGUGCUGACGACACCAUGGACAGCUUCUGGGAGGUGGGGAACUACAAACGUGCUGUCAAGAGAUUUGAUGACGGCCAUCGGCUCUGCAAUGACCUUAUGGGCUGCCUGCAGGAACGUGCCAAGAUAGAAAAAUCCUACGGUGAUCAGCUAACCGCAUGGUCCAAGAGAUGGAGACAGCUCAUUGAGAAAGGCCCACAGUACGGCUCUGUGGAGAGAGCCUGGCUGGCUGUCAUGACCGAGGCAGAGAAGGUGAGUGAGCUGCACCAAGACGUGAAGAACAACCUGGUGAACGAAGACGUAGAGAAAGUGAAGAACUGGCAGAAGGAAGCCUAUCACAAGCAAAUGAUUGGUGGCUUCAAAGAGGCCAAGGAGGCGGAGGAAGGCUUCAAAAAGGCUCAGAAACCGUGGGCCAAAAAGCUCAAAGAGAUGGAGGCGGCUAAGAAGUCCUACCACAUGGCCUGCAAGGAGGAGAAGCUGGCUGCAGCCCGAGAGGCCAACGGCAAGACUGAGGCUUCCGUCACAGUAGACCAGCAGAAGAAACUCCACGAGAAAGUGGACAAAUGCAAACAGGAUGUGCAAAAGGCUAAAGAGAAGUACGAGAAGUCUCUGGAGGAGCUGAAUAAGUGCACCCCGCAGUACAUGGAGUGCAUGGAGCAGGUGUUUGACCAGUGCCAGCAGCAUGAAGUCAAGAGGCUGACUUUCCUCAAGGAGGCCUUGCUGGACAUCAAACGCCAUCUUAACCUCACCGAGAACGCAAGCUAUGCCACAAUAUACAGAGAACUGGAGCGCACAAUCCUGGGUGCAAACACACAAGAGGAUCUAAAAUGGUUCAGCAACAACCACGGCCCUGAGAUGCCUAUGAACUGGCCUGCAUUUGAGGAAUACAACCCAGACCAGGCCAGUGCUCCUCCAAAGAAGAAGAAACCAGAUGGAGCCCCACCCACUCCGAGCACAGACCAUGUGGCUCCACCUGGUGACCGUAGCAGUGUGAGCAGCUAUGAAAAAAACCAAGGUUUCUCGACUGAGUGGUCCGAUGAUGAGCAACCCACUGCGAACUCUGGCAACGAAAAUGGUGGGAACGGGAAUUCUUUCGAAGAUGAUGUCAGCACUACUGGGAAAUCGGUCCGCGUCCGCGCUCUCUAUGAUUAUGAAGGCCAGGAACAGGAUGAGCUCACCUUCAAAGCAGGUGAUGAACUGACCAAGACUGAGGACGAAGAUGAGCAAGGCUGGUGUAGAGGUCGCUUGGACAGCGGCCAAGAGGGACUUUACCCGGCCAAUUAUGUCGAGCCAAUCUAGUCCUGUUAUUGGACAUGGACACGCCAUUGGAGGCAGCUCGAACUGUCCCGUCCAAUUGCACCGCACAUAGCCAGAGACUUAAGAGCAACACAUCCCUUGCCCAACAGAUGCACCAAGCAGUCUUGAUAAAAACUUAGUAACCUAAAAGACAAUAUAUCAGUAUAAUAUAUUUUAUCCAGCAUUUGUGGUGGGUGGACCUACACAUUUAAAAACAGGAGCAGCAGUUGUUCCAGUAUAUACACACUCAACUAUAACAUCAAGACAGACAGUGCAGGAACACAUUGCUUCUCUGUGUAGCUGUAUUUAAUGUAUAAUGCAGCUUAUUUAAACUUGCAGUACACUGCAGUCUGUUCUUAUGUGAGAAUGGGAAGAUAAUAGAAACAGUUAUACCCAUUCAACAAAGACCAGCUUCUCUAACCUGCAUUGUGUAUAUACAGUGUAAUGCCAUCUUUGUGUAGCAUUUUUAAUGCUAUGUGUGGUCAGCCAUCAUUCUUACAUCCGGAAUGCUGUGUAGUGUUAAAAGUACCACAAACAGUAUCCUCUAUUUUUUUUUUCUUGUUUUUCUUUUGUGAUUUGGUUCAACCUCUUUUCCAGUGUGUGCAGUGCUAUGUGUGAUUUAACUGUUACUGAACUUGCAUAGCAGCAUGUGCUAUGCAAAAA